UUAGGCUUUCAGGUCAGAGGCAACAGGGCAGGCUGCACUUAUCCCCCAGCUUGCUGGUACCUCCCUGUGUCAAGCAGGGGCAUUACCUUGGGAUCCAACUACCUUCUACAGGAACCAGGUAUGCCGGAUGCAACUGUUCAGGACGCUGCCAAGCUUACAGAUGAAAGAAGACAACCAUGAAUAAAGGACCAAGCAAUUUAGAUAAUACUUCUGAUGCACAUAAUUACCCAGCUGCUUUUGGAAACUGCACAGAUGAAAAAUUCUUACUCAGGAAACACUACCUCCCUAUUAUUUAUGGUAUCAUCUUUCUAGUGGGCUUCCCUGGGAAUGCUAUAGCCAUUUCCACUUAUAUUUUCAAGAUGAGGCCCUGGAAAAGCUGUACCAUUAUUAUGCUGAACUUGGCCUGCACAGACUUGCUGUAUUUGACCAGUCUUCCUUUCUUGAUCCACUACUAUGCCAAUGAUGAGGACUGGAUCUUCGGUGACUUCAUGUGCAAGUUCAUCCGCUUUGGCUUCCAUUUCAACCUAUAUGGCAGCAUCCUCUUCCUCACUUGUUUCAGUGUCUUCCGCUACUUUGUCAUCAUCCACCCUAUGACCUGCUUUUCCAUUCAUAAAACCAGAUGGGCAGUGGUUGCCUGUACUGUAGUGUGGAUUGUUGCCUUGGUGGUGGUCAUUCCCACGAGCUUCUUGAUUACAUCGACUCAGAAGACAAAUAGAUCUGCUUGCCUUGAUCUCACUAGCUCUGACAAUCUCACCGCCAUCAAAUGGUAUAAUGUGAUUCUAACAGUUGUCACCUUCUGCUUACCCUUAGUGGUUGUGACUAUUUGCUAUAUGAUGAUAAUCUACAACCUCACUCAAGGACCUCAUACCCAGAGCUCUCAUAAGCAGAAAGCACGAAGACUGGCCAUAAUCCUCCUUGUGGUUUUCUACACAUGUUUCUUGCCCUUUCAUAUCUUGAGGCUCAUCCGGAUUGAAUCCCGUAUCCUUAUAAUUAAUUGCCACUUGGAGAAUCAGAUUCAUGCUGCUUACAUUGUUUCUAGGCCAUUGGCAGCCUUAAACACCUUUGGCAACCUGUUGCUUUAUACUGUGAUUGGGGACAACUUUAAGCAAGCUCUUUGCUCUCUUGUAAGAUGCAAACCAAAUUGUGACCCAUAG
Molecule: messenger RNA, 1154 nt
Organism: Phascolarctos cinereus (koala)
Lineage: Eukaryota; Metazoa; Chordata; Mammalia; Diprotodontia; Phascolarctidae
Gene: OXGR1
Product: oxoglutarate receptor 1
Biological process (GO): G protein-coupled receptor signaling pathway
Cellular component (GO): plasma membrane
Molecular function (GO): G protein-coupled receptor activity
Source: RefSeq, a predicted model, not a curated record